UAAAAAUCUGCAAUGGCCGCUUCCGUCCCGAAACGUUAUCCCCCGGAACCCAAAUCACCCACGACCGUGCCACGAAUAACGGUUACGCGUAAUCCCUCAGGGAUCCAUGCGGCGGCUACAGCCGGGGCACCGGUCCCAAAGUCACCGGACGGACUGACCUCGCUGAUGGCCAGGAAAAGCAUCACAUCCAUGUCCGAGGAGGAGAUUAUUCAGGAGAAUCUAAACGAGAUCCUGGACCUCAAAUCGCGAGAGGAACGAAAAGCCAACGGACGUCUGGUGGCCGUCAUUGUCUGUUUUCUAGUCCUAUUCCUAGCUGUUUAUCAUGCCUGCGUCCGAAAAACGGAAAACUCCUUGGCGGGCGUCUUGGUUCCGGCGGGGAUUAUGCUCUCGUAUGGAGCCUGGGUGGUGGUCCUGGCCAAAAGGGAUAAACACAGAAGAGCCAUGUUUGAACGUCACAUUGAGGAAGUGACUCUUAAGAACAAGACAGAGCUGGAGGAGAAGCAUGCCAGGCAUGCAAACAAGGCAGCAGCAACUAGUCACUCUGGAAGUGGACACUCCGGUAGUGGACACUCCGGUAGUAGUCAUUCCCGCACAGCAUCCACGGAGCAGUUAAGUGGCAGUGUCAGUCCCAUGAGCACCCUGCACUACGUAAACGAGCUUCUUCCCAACGGUGAUCAUCGCCGGAAGCAGCGACGCCACCGGCACAAAGACCGCCAUCCGGAUAAGGAUCAUCCAGAGCAGCAGCGGCAGCGCCACCACCAAAACAAUCCGGAUAUCGGAGUGCAUCGCAGUAUCGGAAACAAGAGGCCCAGUAUUCGGCAAAAGCUAUUCGGUCAGACCAUUUCGCACGUAAAACUGGUGGAGGCGCAAAGUGACAGCACGGACAGUAGUCCGGGCAUAGUAUCCGGACCCCCGUCCAAGCCCCGAACCACCCACACAGUCAGUCUAGCCGAUCCCGGCGAGAAACGAUCCCAGCGGCUAGCCAUGCCAUAGAUAUAAAAAAAAAUAAUAGGUUCCGAUCCGGAUCCAUUCGAAAGGGCUGGGCUGGUUGGGGGUAUG
Molecule: messenger RNA, 1059 nt
Organism: Drosophila bipectinata
Lineage: Eukaryota; Metazoa; Arthropoda; Insecta; Diptera; Drosophilidae
Source: RefSeq, a predicted model, not a curated record